AUGAACUUUUCCGAUCCAAAAAACCGGUCCAAAAGACCUUUCUCCCCCGGACAUGCAGAAGACAUCCAGAUCCAGGACAGUUUGAUCACCAUGAUCUUCGGAGUGGGUGCCGCCGUGGCGGCCUUUCCACCGGUCAUGGAUUGCUGCGUCUCGAAGCUGGGCCGGAAGGGCGCCGUGAUCUUCGGAGGCCUCGUCUUCUGCCUAGGGGCUGCACUGCAGGCUCUAGCGCCUCAGCCGAAGGAUCCGAAGGAUCCAAAGGCCAUCAACAUGGCAAUGAUGCUGUUGGGUCGCAUCAUCGCCGGCUUCUCAGUGGGUUUGCUGUCGGGCAACGCCCCGGUCUACACCAGCGAGAUCGCACCCCCUGCGCUGCGCGGCGCGCUGGUCACGGGGUUCCAGUUCGCCAUCACGGUGGGUAUCAUGAUCGCCUUUCUCCUAGCCUUGGUCUUGGAAGAUGUCGAGAAACCCUAUGGCGGAUGGCGAUGGGUCAUCGCGGCACAGAUCGUCCCUGGCAUCAUGCUGGUGAUUGGCGGCAUCUUCAUGCCUGGCUCGCCUCGCUAUUUGGUACAACAAGGCACCCGGACGGCCUGGGGGGGCUGGUGUUGUUUCGUGGACCAUCAAGAAAUGGGACUUAACCAUCAAGAAAUGAGGCUUGAAGCAUCAAAACAUGUUGUUUUUUCAUGA
Molecule: messenger RNA, 681 nt
Organism: Cladocopium goreaui
Lineage: Eukaryota; Dinophyceae; Suessiales; Symbiodiniaceae
Source: the annotation of a GenBank genome assembly